This is a messenger RNA of Petromyzon marinus (sea lamprey), 2246 nucleotides long. Its product is annotated as trace amine-associated receptor 365-like. The record is from RefSeq and is a predicted model, not a curated record. Gene Ontology annotation, cellular component: membrane. Lineage: Eukaryota; Metazoa; Chordata; Hyperoartia; Petromyzontiformes; Petromyzontidae. Gene Ontology annotation, biological process: G protein-coupled receptor signaling pathway. Gene Ontology annotation, molecular function: trace-amine receptor activity.
GGCUGAGUCGACCACUAACACACAUACAUAUAUACACAUACGUACUUACCCUAAUACGUAUAAAUGUUUUGGUUACAUAUCAGGACAAGCAUGGACAACCAAUCGGAUGUCGAGGCUCCUAGGCUGCUCUGCGUCAACUCGUACAACAACCUCAGCUGCUCGAGCCCUCGCCUGCCCGCGCCGCAGCGCACUCUCGCUCUGGUGGUGCUCAUCUCGUUCAGCGCCUGCACCGUCGUGGGCAACUCGCUCAUCGUCCUCUCCAUCCUCUACUUCCGGCAGCUGCAGACGCGCACCAACGCCUUCACGCUCUCCCUCGCCCUCGCUGACAUGCUAGUGGGCCUGCUGGUGAUGCCCUACAGCAUGAUGCGCGCCGUCUACAGCUGCUGGUUCUACGGCAGCUUAUUCUGCAAGGUGCACACGUGGUUCGACUUCACGUUCACGUCGUCGUCCGUCAUCCACCUCAGCUGCAUUUCCAUCGACCGCUACAUCGCCGUCAGCGACCCGCUGCGAUACCCGAAGCGGCUCGGGCCGUCGAAGGUAGCGCUGAUGCUGGUGGUCUGCUGGAGCACCACACUGGCCUACGGGCUGCCGUUCUUCUCCGGCUGGACCGUGCUCGGGAUCGAGCAGGUGAUCGCGCGGGGCUCGUGCCGGGACGCGUGCCCGGUGGUGGGCAACAUGGCCUUCGCCUUCACGAACGCCUUCUUCGCCUACCUCAUCCCGCUCUGCAUCAUGGUCACCUCCUACGCCAAGAUAUUCCGCAUUGCCCGCGAGCAGGUGAACAAGAUCCGCGCCAACAGCGCGCACGUCCCCGGGGUCGAGUUCUCCUCAUCCUCCACCCGCCAGCAGUGGGCGGCGAUGAGGCGCGAGCACAACGCCACGAAGACACUCGGAAUCAUCAUGGGAGUCUUCCUGAUCUUCUGGUUGCCCUAUUGCUCCGUGGCGGUGAUCGACCCAAUAAUUGGCUACCAGACGAGCGCCACGAGCUGGGACGUGGCCAACUGGAUCGCGUACGUGAACUCGGCCAUAAACCCCGUGCUCUUCGCCUCUUUCAACCGUUCCUUCCGCGGUGCCUUCCGGCUCAUCUUCACCUGCCGGGUCUCCUCGUCCACCUACCGGAACGCCGAUCUGUUCAACCUGAAAGACUCGGCCAAUUGAACAGACACGUCCCUGCUGAGUGGAGGAGUUAUUUUGUUCCACAAGCAUAACAGCCGCGUUCUAUUGGGGCAGUCACCAGUGAUAUUACGCCUGCUUGAGUGAGCGAGUGAGUGAGCGAUGGGUGAGUGAUCGAGCGAGUGAUAUUCUGCCUAAUUAUCUUGAACCUCCUCACCAGCGCGUCCGCAGUCUGGGGGAGUCCCUGAUCAUUCUAUUGAUGGAGGGGUGCGCAAUGGGUGAGCGAGCGAAUGAACAAUGGGUGAGUGAGCUAACGAGCGAGUGAUAUUUUGCCUUAUUGUCUUAUCUUAUCUUAAAUAAAUGUAUAUGGCGCAUGCAAGGCGUUUUAACAAAUAAUUAACAACGGUACAUAUGGAUGUAUUGGUGGAGAUGAGGUGGAUGAAAUAUAUGAGAGGAAGGAAUGGGCAAAUCUGUGAUGCGUGAAUUUGGUGAAAGCGAAAUUGAUGACAGUAAAUGAUGAUGAAUGGAUUGAAUGAAUGAGGAAUGAGUGAUAGCCAUAUAAUGAGAAUAUUAAGAGGAGAAAAUAACGGUGGUGGUCUCAUAUGAGGCGGAUAUUAAGGAAGGGUCGUCCGCGGGAGGGUGAGCGAGGGAAAAUUAGUGAGUUCUGAGUGUGGAGCGGAAACUAGUGAGCGAAGGUGACUGUUAAUGUGGAGGGAAAGUUUGUUCCUGUGAAGUGGGGCGUGGAUUGAGCACAAGGAGAAGGAGGGACAGAGAGAGAGAGAGCAAGGAUUGAGAACGUAGAGGGCGAGAAGGCACGUAGAAAGAUACAAGCGUGGCAAGGUAUUGUGGUGCAAGUCCAUGAAGGGAUUUGUCGGCAUUUGAACAGGCAGCAGUCGUAGACAUGGAGCCAGUGCAGUUGCACGAGAAGGGUCGAGGUAUGGGAAUUAUAGGGAAGGUUGAAUAUUAUCUUGCACCUCCUCACCAGUGCAUUCGCUGGGUGAGUGAGUGAUCGAUGGGGGAGUGAGUUAGCGAGCGAGUAAUAUUCGGCCUGAUUGUCUUGCAUCUUCUAGAUUUGAAGUUUUCGUGACUGCAAGGAUCCAUACGCUUUGGUUCUUUCGGUACAGUCACGUAGGUAA